AUGGAGAAAGUGUCAGCGAUCAACCGGACUGUGUUGUCGUUGUUGCAGCGAGGAUGGAUGUUGCUGGUGGUGUCUGUUGUUGUCAUCGGCGGCGGCGAUGUGGUUCUGUGCUGGAGGCGGUGUGGUGGCCUGAUAAGGACUCCGGCCGGUGGUGAUUUGACAGUGCUGAGGAUUUGCGAUUUUGUAGAUGUUGGCAAUUUAGUCGCACCGGCGGCGAUGUGGUUUCGGACGGGCUGGCGGCGGUGGGGGUGUCCUGAUGGGGCUCUAGCGGGCGGGGAUUUUGCAGAGUUGAGGAUUGGGGUCGUGCCGGCGGGUCAUGAACGGCAGCUGCUGGUUGCCGUCGUCGUCAAUGGUGUUGUGCUGACAAGGCUGGCGGCGGUAGGGGCGGCUUAUGAUGAUGAUGAUGUGUCGGAGCAUAGCUCCCCGAGGAUAGGAAAAUGGUUCGACUACAUGUCGGCGAAAGUCUCUCUUGCUUUUUUGGACUAUACAAGGCGCGAUCGACCUAAAUUGUUGUUGCUUGAUGGUGGUUCCGGCAAUUGGAAUUUGCAGCGGCCAUUGGGGGAGUUUUUUGGUAAAGUACGAUUCCGGUCGAGCUCGUCCCCAGAUUUCCAAGCAAAGCAAGUCGUGCGGCGGAGGUGGCGUCGGUCGAGUAACACAGAGCUGAACGGAUGUGCGGUAGAGACCGGCGGAUGA
Messenger RNA from Striga asiatica, 693 nucleotides. Lineage: Eukaryota; Viridiplantae; Streptophyta; Magnoliopsida; Lamiales; Orobanchaceae. The record is from the annotation of a GenBank genome assembly.